This is a messenger RNA of Seriola dumerili (greater amberjack), 2877 nucleotides long. It is a transcript of the gene phf24, whose product is annotated as PHD finger protein 24. The transcript is spliced from 8 exons. Gene Ontology annotation, molecular function: calcium ion binding. Lineage: Eukaryota; Metazoa; Chordata; Actinopteri; Carangiformes; Carangidae. The record is from RefSeq and is a predicted model, not a curated record. The coding region runs from base 246 to 1481 and encodes 411 amino acids.
UCUUGGAGAAGUCUCCAGUCCUGCUGGAGAGAGAGAAGCUGCUCCCGACUGAACAUUUGCUCCGUGGUACUGUGAGGGGGAAGGAAUAAUAAACUGCUGUGCCAUUCAUCUCUCUGCGGGGCGAGUAAAGGGCGCACACUCUUCAUUUCCAGCAAAGUCCUGCCAUGCUGGACGACCGGGCUUGAGACAGAAAGGAUAAAGUCCCCAACAAGUCGCGGUGAACACCAGCCUUUACCCUUUAAGCCAUGGGAGUGCUCAUGUCAAAGAAGCAGCAGGUGGAGAAGGUGCAGAAAUGCACCGCCGUCGUCUCCGCCUUCCAGGCUGGACUUAAGGAUCGCCCUCCUCCAGCCAAACAGGCAGACGGAGAAGCGGAGGAAGCUGACGGGCCUGCCAAAACUUCAGCCAACCCUGAGGAGAAGAAUACAGAGGAGUCGGAGAAAGAGGACACAGACAAUAGCGCAGGUCCGUCCACCUCCCAGCAGGCCUCAGCUCCAUCGAGGGACGAGUGUAAGGUCAACCAGGAGGCCUGGUCCAGGUUACGGGAUGGGAAGGGAGUGGAGCCCGAAGAUCUUGACAAGACCCAUCAGCUCACACCGCCUGCUUUUGUGCGGCCCAAAAGGGAAGCCGAUGACGACCAGCCUAUAGAGGUGGAGCUGGAAAAGAAAGAGCAGCCACCAAACGACGAGAUGUGUGACGUGUGUGAGGUGUGGACGGCCGACGACCUGUACCCCUGCAGGAUCUGCACGCGGGUGUUUCACGAUGGCUGCCUGAGGGAGCUGGGCUACCUGCGUGCCGAGGCCCUGCAGGAGAUGAGAGAUACAGCCCACACUGUUACCGGCUGGAGCUGCUACUAUUGUGAUAAUCUGAAUCUACUUCUAACAGAGGAAGAGAUGUACAGCCUCAUGGAGACCUUUAAGCAGUGUAAGAUCAUCCCAGAGUCAUGCCUGGUGUCAGAUGAGCUCCUGCAGUACCGCCACUUUGUAUCCAAGCAGCAGUUUGAUAAGGACCUGACUGAUGAGCAAGAAGAGGAGGUCCUGGCCCAGUUUGCGGCUCUGGAUCCUGAGAAGAAGGGUCACAUCGAGUGGUCGGACUUCCUGUACUUUGAGUCACUGGCAAUGUUAAGGAAGUUUCGCACAGAGAACUCAAUGAUGCGCCUGUUGACUGCCAAGGAGAGAGACAAAGCACGGUCAGUGUUCCUGGGUCUGGAUCUGGAUAAAGAUGGUAUGAUCACAAGAGCAGAAUGCCGCCAGGCCCAGCAGUCCUGGUUUCACAAUCUCAACAAAGACUCGCAGUCCUGUAAUGUGAGUAUAAGUCAAGUUGGCCCCAUAUGUGAGAGCAGUCCAGGCAGCUCUGACAGUGAAAGGAGCAAGACUGGUGAAAGCAGGUCAGUGACCUGGGCAGACUUUUUAAAGGAGAGUGCCAUCUAUGUUUUGGCUGCGCGUCCCAAUAGUUCUGCCAUGCACAUCCAUCUGCCUCUAUAGUCCAGGAUCCUCCACUGCACCCAAGCAGAGAGAGGGACAGGGAGAUAGAGGGUGUACCCUAUAAUAUACAGAUGAGCGGAGGAAGAUAGACGUGAUGACACGAUGACACGAGGAAGGCGACUGAGUGAACUGGAUGAAGCACUGAGAGACAGCAGAUCAGGCCAUUGAUGGAAUCUCUCCUCCUCUGCUUCACCUCAAUCCACUACACCGACAACACACAUGCCGAAUGACACAACGACGAUGCAAGUGACAGCAGCUGUCACUGGUCCCAACUCCAAAACCUGACGGCUUCCAACAACAAAUGCGAGAGAUAGGACGAGGAAGACAACCACCAACUCAUGACUAGUCAGUCAGUCAGUGAUAUUCCUGAGCCCUUGUAUGAAGAGAUCAUUCACAUGAGCAGACAAGCUCCUAGUGUGCUCGCACUCUGUUGUAAAUGACAGAUACUACACUCUAUGGCCAUCCAGCCUACAAAACACACCUCUUCAUGCAGGUACAUUAAUUUGACAGGCUGUUACUCUUUCAAGUAUCCAUUCCUCUGGGCCUCAUCAUGUCCUAAUAAUAACUCCAUCCUACUGUAAUGGGAUUGUGUUAUUCACCAACAAAAGUGUUAAUCGUUGUGCACAAAGGCCCAUGCAAAUUCAUUACUGGUACUGCUUGACAAAUGGAUACACUUCUGGGAGUAGAUUAACCCUGCAGUUGCCAUUAUCAGAACAUAUACCAAACAGAAAUGAUAGCUAUCCGCAUACAUAUUAUAUCAGAACUGCUAUAAAUACCAGUAUAAAUUAUUAUUAUGUAUUAAAAAUCCAUAUUUAUUCCUGUAUCCUCUGAUAUAUCUGUUUUUUCCCCAUUCUCAUCCAAGACUCUAUAUGUUCUCCUGAAGUACUACGUGUGAAAAAGAAUGUGAACGUUAAUGAAAGCUAAACCAGUAAGUGACUUGUAUAUACUGCCAUAUAGUACAUUUUGUUCCUGUUGUGCUCACAGAGCUGCACUUUGACAAGGUGGAGACAUCUGCCUUCCUGUUCCAGUGUCAUUAUUUGCACUGUGGGAAUGAGAUGUAGCUGGACCACUGUGUGAGAUAAUCAUGUCAUGAAAUACUGAGAGACAGUGGGAGAUCGGCUGCAAACAUUUGUCAUUUGUUAAAUUAAUUUGCAGAAGCACUGAUUAAAACUUGUUAUGGAAGAUGUGGUGGGAAUUCUAUGAUGUUACAAGUUAUACAACAAUUUAAAUGCACAUGAAACUGCCCCUAGAAUCACUGGAAAUAUACUGUAACAAAUAGAACUUCAUGUAGUGUUUAUGCCAUGAAUUAAGGUUAUCUGCCAUGUCCUUUUAGUGAAUAAAGUAUGGUUACGAUAUGAAUGUUGAUAGUCUGAGGGAUUUGUCACAGUGCUGAAAU